AAACCUUUUUCUUGGAAAUAACGGAAACUUUACGGGGGUUCCCCGAAAUGAUCCUUUUGUGUUUACUGUAGACGUUGUCUUGGUAAGAAGUUGGGCCGAAAGGAAGAAAGCGAAUUAGACGCACGCUUUAUUCGUUCGUACAGCGAACUUAGCAAUGAGCAAGGUAGCCAUUCCUCUGGUGUUACCCAACAACUGUACCUGGGAUGCACAGACUGGAACAUAUGACAAGAAGAAAGGUGUUGGUCGAGAAACGUUGAAUGCCAUUCCCAAAGCACUAGACCAAUUGAGGGAGAUCAAGGGACCUGUAUGUGUUGUGUCCAUAGCUGGUCCUUGCAGGAUGGGAAAAUCCUACAUAUUGAGCAAGGCGUUUGACCAAGGGGAGGUUUUCCCAUUGGGUCACUACAUGGAUCCAGAGACCAUGGGAAUAUGGCUGUGGAUUGUACCCCAGAAAUUCCAAGACAGCACUGGUCGUGACUUCACCGUGAUCCUGCUUGACUCUGAAGGAGUUGACUCUGUUUAUGCCAAGCAAGCAGAUGAUCACAGGAUCUUUACAUUAUCUGUUCUCUUGUCAUCCAUAUUGAUCUACAAUUCUGCUGGUGUGCCCAACCGCUCAGACCUCGAGGGUCUAGACUUCAUCGUGAAACUUUCCCAGCGAAUCCAAUUGUACAACAAGAAGAAGAAUGCAACAGAUAAAGACGAGAGCCAUUUCUACGAGGCAUUUCCCAACUUCAUCUGGCUUUUGAGAGACGCGGUUCUCCGUCUCCCAAAAAAGUUUCAAAGCGUAAAGGAGUAUUUUUUGAAAAAAGUGUUAAAUGCAGACAACGAAGAAUUAAACAAGGAUGCCAGGAAAACAGCAGAUAGUAUCCUCAAUUUCUUCUCAGGAUUUGAUGCGUUUUCUCUCCCGCCACCUUCGCCGGAUCCCGAGGUUGUCACCAAUCUUAACGAUAAGAGUCUGGAAUCGCAAGUUAACCCUCAGUUUUUGAAGGAGGUCCAGGCCUUCAAGAAGAUGUUACAUUCCAAACUGUCCCCCAAGAAAUCCAUCAAUGAAGGAGAAUUUGUGACUGGGGAAGCCCUGGCUGCUCUUAUUCAGCUGUUUGUCGAGGCUCUCAACACUCCAGGCACCGUACCCAACGUAGAGAACGCGUGGGACACAUUUGUGCAUAACAAAUGUGCUGAGGUGUUGGCUGCAGCCCUUGCUGCCUAUAAACAGGAAAUGACGUCACAAAUGAAAGAAAAGAUCCCCUGCGAAGCUGACGUGAUUAGGGCUGCACAUCUGAAAGCAAUGGACGCUGGAUUUGAAACGUUUCGCAAGGAAACGUUCAACUUGUCAAUCAAAAGUGUUGAUAAGUAUUUGAAUGAACUCAGGGAAAAAGCUGACGUCAUCCUGUCCGAGUGGAUAGAACAAAAUACACGUGAAACUGAGGCCUGUUGCAAUCAACUUCUCAAAGAGCUCAAACAAAGCAUGCUGGAUCCAGUGCUUAAACGUCUUCGUGGUCCUGAAGCAUCAAAGAUGCAGUUUAGUGACAUCGUCAGUGCAUACAAUCAAAUCCAGGAAAGCUACGCAGCCAAAGCACGUGGAGCAAAGGAUGUUCAGGCCACUGUGUUCAUGAACUUCCAUCCGGAAUUAAAAAGCGAGAUGGAAAAGAACAUUGAUAUUCUGCAAAGAAUGAAAGACUUUGACGCGUCUUUGGCAAGAGAGAAGGCAGAGAAGUCUGCGCUUGAAGAACAAAGGCUAAAGCAAAAGGAGGAUGUAGCUCGCCUAGAAAAAGAAAAGCAAGUUAAAGAAAAAGAGUUGGUUCUUCUACAAAAGAAACAGGAAGAAGAAAGGAUAAGACUUGAACAGAUGUUUGAGAAAAAGUUAAAAGAACACAAAGAACAGAUGGACAACAUGCUGCAGGCCAACUUUGAAGUACGAGAGCAAGAAAGAAAGGAUGCGUUGGCUCGCCAAAAGCCUAUGGAAGAUAUGCUUGAAGUCUUGAAAGAAAAAGUGGAAACAAGAGAUGGAAUGAUUAAUAUGCUAAGAGAAGAGAUAAAACAGCAAAGAGAGGCUGGUUUGGCGGUUCAAGAGAAAAUGCUUCAAUUAACUAUUCAGGCAAUGCAAGAAGGGAAGGAUGAUGAUGAUAGUGAUAGUGAUAGUGAUAGUGACAGUAGUGGUAAUAGUUGUGCAAUUAUUUAAGUUUUUCAGUUAUAGUUUUUAGUGAGUAAUAGUAAGUUGCUUUUAUUUCACGUUUUCGUACUAUUUAAUCACUUGAAUUUAUGAAAUUUAAAAUGCUCACUUUUCUAAUUUUGUAUUUAACUGCAAUCAGGCCAACCGAUUGAUCUCGAUUUCUCAUCAUCACUGGUUACUACAUUGAUAAGCGAAAAUAUUGUAAAAAUAGUUUGUCAGAGACCGAAAUUAAAGCAUUUUGUGGAUA
Actinia tenebrosa (Australian red waratah sea anemone) is the source of this 2414-nucleotide messenger RNA. Its product is annotated as guanylate-binding protein 2-like. Lineage: Eukaryota; Metazoa; Cnidaria; Anthozoa; Actiniaria; Actiniidae. The record is from RefSeq and is a predicted model, not a curated record.